AAAAAAAAAAAAAGUUAAGUUGUCAAUGUAACGGGCCUUCCAUCAAAUCUUCUUACCUCCCCGCCGUUUGGCAUCCAAACCGGAUCUCGAUUCAGAAAGAAGCGGUGGCCGGAAAUGUUCGGCCGGAGGAGGUUUCUGUCGUUUCCACUCGUCAUCGGCGCGGUCGUGAUCGGUGUCGUAUCUGGAAAAGCUAUAUUCGGGCCGCCUCUUGAGGAGUACUGGAAGAAGAAGCUUCAGGAGGAAGCAGCUGCAAAAGAGAAAGAGAAUGAUGUAAGCUCCCCAUAGGGCAAACCAAAAGUGCAGAUGCAAUCCAUACAUUUGUUCGCGAUUCCGUUUCCACAUUACUGUUCUUGCUUCAUCUUCUUGGCCCCAAGGGACGAGCAAAUCAUUCAGUUUUUUAACUAGGAACACAAAUCUACUGCCAUAAAAAACAGUCUGUACAUAGACCAUGAGAAAAAACCUGGGAAGUUGAAUUUCUAAUUUUCUAUAAAUGUUUGUUUUUCGCCAAUCUCUUUUCUCAGAUGUGAUUGAUUGGAAACGAAAGAGAAAUAGCUGCCUAAUCGAAUGGUAUGCUUAUUAUAUUGAAGAAUCUGACGAGAUUCUCUUCCCAGGAAUCUGUGUCGGUGUGGUGAACGUUGAUACACACCAGAGCCAACAACUGCGGAGCUGCCACGCGUCAAGUGCGUACAACACCGUUCCAUAUUGACCACUCUCGGGGCACAUCAACAUAAAGCGGCUCACCGCUAUCCACGAUUCAACGUUUUCCCAUAUUUUACAUGCUGACGCCUCUUUAGACUUGAUAAACCGAAAUCCUCUCCGCCAGAAUUGCUAUUCCGGGAUGAACUAUUCCACGAGGUUAACUACAAAUUGCUAUAACCAAAUAUACCCUGUAGGUGAGGAGUCUGAUUUUUUUUUUUUUCUUUGUUAAUUCGUGUUUAAAAAGGAGUGUAACUUACCAUCACCGAGCAUCCCCUAACCCGGAGAAUAAUAGUCUGGUCUUGAUGCGAAACCAAACACAGAUUAGGAUACCCAGCCACCAUCACAAACUAAUGAAAUUUUGAAAGGUUUGGUGGGCCAUGUAUAUGCAUCACACAUGCACGUGUAUAUAUAAAACAUAUAUCUAUAGAAAACUGCUGGUGUUUCAAUUGGUGUGAACUCCUGAAACCUACAUAUUUGGCUCUCUCUCUCUCUUUCUACAAGAAAAGUUCCCAGAUCAGCACAAAAGAGUAUUAAGGCACAAUUAUAGCGUUCUCUCUCACCUAGCAAGCAGCUUAGUUUUCCCAGGUGAAUAUGAAGUAUGGGAAGCAACAGGUUUGACAUAUAUAUGCAGAAUUCUGAUUGAGAUUCAUUGCAGGAUAACUGUUAAAAGCCUCUCAAGGAAUGGAGAUAGGUUAUAAGCCUUAUAUUGAUCCCGAGGUCCAAACGCUUAUUGAGAGAAUUCACCCUCCCAGGAUUUGCAUUGACAAUGAUGCAUUCCAAGACUGCACACUUGUGAAGGUUGAUAGUGCCAAUAAGCAUGGGGUACUGCUGGAGAUGGUUCAAGUUUUGACAGAUCUUGACCUAGUGAUUUCCAAAUCAUAUAUCUGCUCUGAUGGUGGUUGGUUAAUGGAUGUAUUCCACGUGACAGACCAACUGGGAUACAAAAUUGUCGAUGAAAGCAUCAUCCAUUACAUCCAGCAGGCCCUAUGUGAAAGUAGGAGGGGGUCAAGGGAGAUCCAAACCUUUAUUGGUAGAGACGUUAGGCCCCGAUAUGUCUUGACAGAACACACAGCUUUGGAAAUGACAGGAACAGACAGGCCAGGGCUAAUGUCAGAAAUAUCAGCUGUGCUAGCUGAGAUGGGAUGCCACAUAUCUGCUGCCGUGGCAUGGACACAUAAUGCACGGGCAGCAUGCAUAGUCUACGUGGAAGAUGACUCAAAGCAUGGCCCAAUCACAGACCCCUACCGUGUGGCCCAAAUCCAGGCACAGCUGGAGAAUGUUGUUGAGGCCCAUCACUAUAACGGGGAACGCCGGAGUGUGAGGCUGUCAGACCCUGCUGCAAGCCGGACACAUACUGAGAGGCGCCUCCACCAGUUAAUGGCGGCUGAUAGGGACUAUGAGCAGUGUUGCCCCUGUCGUGAAAAUGGUAAUGAAGGAGGUGAAAAGCACAGCCAGGAAAGGUGUAAUAACAGUGAAACAAGCAUAAAAAUAGAAAACUGUAAAGAGAAGGGAUACAGUAUAGUUACAGUAUGGAGUCGAGACCGGCCCAAGUUGCUCUUUGACACUGUCUGCGCACUCACCGACAUGCAGUAUGUUGUUUUUCAUGCAUCCAUUAGCUCUCAUGAUUCCACUUCAGUUCAGGAAUAUUACGUAAGGCACAAAGAUGGAUGCACUUUGAAUUUGGAAAGUGAAAGACGCAGAGUUACCCAAUGCUUGAUUGCAGCCACAGAAAGAAGAGCCUCUCAUGGACUAAGGCUAGAUAUCUGCACUCAAAACAGGCUAGGGCUGUUAUCAGAUGUCACAAGGGUUUUCCGAGAAAAUGGAUUAUCCAUUACCAGGGCUGAGAUUGGAACACAGGGCGAGAGAGCAAUAGGCACAUUCUACGUAAAAGAUACUUCGGGGCAGAGUGUUGACCCAGAAACACUGGAAUCUGUUAGACAAGAAAUUGGAGGUACCGUUAAGGUAGUUCACAAAUCCUCAGGUAGGUUUACUAAGGCCACUUCAUCUGGCAAUAGCACAAGCAGGAGUCGUAGGAGCAGCGGGGAAGAUGGUAAGCCCGGGUUUUCGUUGGGAAGCUUGCUGUGGGCACAGCUUGAGAGACUUUCAAACAACUUCCGAGUUCCGACCCAUAAAAUCCUAAACUAGCAUACUAGUUUCUUUAUUGUUCAUUCCAUGGGAGCAGUGGGAAAGACGAGAAGCCUGGGAUUUCACUAGAAAGCUUGCUGUGGGCGCAGCUCGAGAGACUUUCAAACAACUUCAGACCCAUAAUACCCUGAACCUGCACACUAGCUUCUUUAUUGUCCAAUCAUCUGUAAACAAGAGAAUCCCGUGUAUAGAAAUUAGAAUCCUCUUCAGACUGUCUUCUCAUGCCUUUUUAGAUUGUGUAUAUAAUGAAUUAACCAACUUCUCUUAUCAUUUAACAAUUACAUCAACAUCAAUCGGUAUUUGUAGAUGCAUCAUCUGAGCUAUUCUUUAAUUGAACCCAGUUCAUGAGUC
Messenger RNA from Ipomoea nil (Japanese morning glory), 3195 nucleotides. RefSeq names its product ACT domain-containing protein ACR1. The transcript is spliced from 9 exons. The coding region runs from base 1381 to 2844 and encodes 487 amino acids. The record is from RefSeq and is a predicted model, not a curated record. Lineage: Eukaryota; Viridiplantae; Streptophyta; Magnoliopsida; Solanales; Convolvulaceae.